Paramecium tetraurelia is the source of this 660-nucleotide messenger RNA. RefSeq lists its product as uncharacterized. Gene Ontology annotation, biological process: rRNA processing. NCBI's taxonomy places the organism in Eukaryota, Ciliophora, Oligohymenophorea, Peniculida, Parameciidae. Gene Ontology annotation, cellular component: small-subunit processome; nucleolus. The transcript is spliced from 4 exons. The record is from RefSeq and is a predicted model, not a curated record.
AUGUCUAAUUUUACAAAUGCUAAACCAUAAAGAAAAUAUAGAGAAAGAUCAUAACCUACAGCUAGAUAAUCUCUAGGUAUUUUAGAAAAGCAUGGUGAUUAUAAAAAGAGAGCUAUAAAUUAUUAAAGAAAGAAAGAAUAAUUACAAAAAUUGUAAUUGAAGGCUGCUCUACGAAAUAAAGAUGAGUUUAAUUUUAGAAUGCUUAAGAGCAAAGUUAAGGAUGGCAUAGUGUAUGAAGAUUAAAAUGAGAGCAGCGGAGACGAAUAAGAAAUCCUUAAAUAAAUUAAAACUUAAAAUUAAAAUUUACUUAAAGCGUCUAUUUAACAAAAAGAAAAAUUAACUGAAAAGCUCAAGUAAGAUUUAGCCAUGGUAUAAUUUGAGUAACCAACACACAAAUUCUUUUUGAAAGAAGCUAGAAAAAAGAGUUUUGAUUAAGUUGAAGACAAAAUACAGGUCGAAGCAUAAUAAUCUGCUCCAAGUUUUGAAUUAGCUUAAAAGAUAACUAAGUUAACUGAGACAUUGUAUGAGAAGGAGAGAAUGAAACGCUUUUAUGUGGCUAUUACAAAAUCUAAAACUAAAGAUAAUGUUACAGCAAAGCCACAUUAAAGAAAAAGAAUCAAGAAAGGCAAAGGAAAAGGAUUGUUUGAGAGAAGUAGAUGA